This is a messenger RNA of Recurvomyces mirabilis, 1248 nucleotides long. RefSeq lists its product as uncharacterized. The transcript has 2 exons. Bases 1 to 1248 code for a protein of 415 amino acids. The record is from RefSeq and is a predicted model, not a curated record. Lineage: Eukaryota; Fungi; Ascomycota; Dothideomycetes; Mycosphaerellales; Teratosphaeriaceae.
AUGGAUCAGCAUGAUCCGUCACAACGACAGUAUGCGACCAAUCCCUAUGCAUUGCAGCAGCAACAACAACAGCAGCAGCAGCAGCAGCACGCGAGCGGGCAGCUUCAGACCCAGUACGGCACACCGACAGCCAACGAACGCUUUCGGCAGCAAUCCUUCAUGCAGCAGUCACCUACUGCGUCAACGACAUCGGCGAGGCUCAGCAGUGAUGGCCAGCAGAUGUAUGGCUUCCAGCAGGGCGCACCGUAUGGCGCAUCCCCUUCUGUCCAGACCUAUGCGCAAAGUCCUCAGACACAGGUUUCACAGCGGCAAGCACAAACACCACAAUACCAGUCCUAUGGCCCUAAUCUUAUGUAUGGCAUGGCGGCGCCGCAAAACCAGCAGCAGCCAGCAGGAUCUGUGUAUGAACAGGUCCCGCAAUUCAGACAAAGACCGGCUGCGCCAUCCGAGACACUUGGCUCCCAAUUUGGCGUUCCACAAAGUAAUCAGUAUUACCUUGCAGCACCUGCAGGAUCGACUAGCGCACCUGCGCCCGACCUUGCGGCUCAACAGAUGGCCUCGCAGUAUCAAACAGCAGCAUACCCGCAGCCUGUAUCUUCGUUACCCACGGCAUAUCCAGGGAGCAUGAUGGACCCAGCCCAAUCCGCUGCAUACGCUUCCUAUCAGCAGCAACAACAGCAGCAGCAGCAGCAUCAGCAACAAGCUCAACAAUAUGCACAGCCACAAAGGCAGGAAGCUCAAGCUGUCGACCAAGGUUUCAAUGAUUAUCAGUCGCGUGUCCGAACUGUUUUCACUCUGGCACAGGAAGGUAGCUUGGGCGAUAUUGGGCAGCACUUACUGCACAUAUCGCAAUAUCUUCUCGGCAACUGCGAAGCCUUGGGUCUAACUCGAGACGACGAGGCAUUGCAUGACGAACGCAUACGGCUAUGGGACGAGUUUAAUCGAGCCUGGCUGGUGACUCUGCAGAGACAACUGGAUAUGACGGAAGAGAUCGCAUGUACACAACAAGCCUACCGGAAUCCACAGUCAAUAAUGAGUCAUCAGUCUCUCGAUCAUUUAUCGCGGGAGCUUAUAAGACUUUGCGACAGUGUUGAGAGGCACGGUCUAGUGGACUACCAAAUGGGCGUAGCAGAGGAGGAGAUAGUCAAUCUAAUACUGCGGUGUCUUGCGCUCCUGGAGACGAUCGAAGGGCCAGGCGAAGCACGGCAGGCAGAAUCGUCCGCGGCAGGGGCGUCGAGAGCGAGAUAA